GUCCUUGUCCCAAGGGACAUACAGCACACAGCCUGUGGAGGGUGGAGGAACCAACUGCAAGUUUCCCAGCUGAAUUCAAACUCAUUCCCAGAUCACUUGUCCUCCUCAAUUGAUGUACACUGAAGAAAGAGCCACCUUCAGGCUGUAAGGUCAUCGUAUAAUCCUGACCACUCAUUUCCCAUCAUGACACUGCUGUUCCUUCUCUUUCUCCUUCUUGGAUGUCUGAUACAAACAGCCUCAGAUUUUCUCAAGCAAUGUUUAAAUUUCAUUCAUUUACCUUAUUGAGCUUUUCUUAGUGCCUAAAGUGUCUGCAAGUGGAAAUCCAGAGGAAGACAGAGAGAAACUGAGUUCCUGACAAUGCAUUCACUAAAGAAAGUGACUUUUGAAGAUGUAGCUAUUGACUUCACCCAGGAAGAGUGGGCCAUGAUGGACACAUCCAAGAGAAAGCUGUACAGAGAUGUGAUGCUGGAAAAUAUCAGUCACCUGGUGUCCCUCAGGUACCAGAUAAGCAAAGCCUAUAUAAUUUUGCAGCUGGAGCAAGGAAAAGAGCUGUGGCGGGAAGGAAGAGUAUUUCUUCAAGACCAGAAUCCAAACAGGGAAAGUGCCCUUAAGAAAACACACAUGAUAUCCAUGCAUCCUAUCACCAGAAAAGACGCAUCCACCAGUAUGACAAUGGAGAACUCUCUCAUUCUGGAGGAUCCUUUUGAAUGUAAUGAUUCGGGAGAAGAUUGCACUCGCAGUUCCACAAUAACUCAGUGUUUGUUAACUCAUAGUGGAAAGAAACCCUAUGUCAGCAAACAGUGUGGAAAAUCCCUUCGUAAUCUUUUGUCCACUGAACCACAUAAACAAAUUCAUACUAAAGGUAAAUCAUAUCAGUGUAAUCUAUGUGAAAAGGCCUAUACUAAUUGCUUUCACCUUAGACGGCACAAGAUGACUCACACUGGAGAGAGGCCAUAUGCAUGUCAUCUAUGUAGAAAAGCCUUCACUCAGUGUUCUCACCUUAGAAGACACGAGAAAACUCACACGGGACAGAGACCAUAUAAGUGUCAUCAAUAUGGGAAAGCCUUUAUUCAAUCCUUUAACCUUCAAAGACAUGAGAGAACUCACCUUGGAAAAAAGUGUUAUGAAUGUGAUAAAAGUGGGAAAGCCUUUAGUCAAAGCUCUGGCUUUAGAGGAAACAAAAUAAUUCACACUGGAGAGAAACCACAUGCUUGUCUUCUAUGUGGGAAGGCCUUCAGUCUGUCUUCCAACCUUAGAUGACAUGAGAGAACACGCACUGGAG
Messenger RNA from Homo sapiens (human), 1282 nucleotides. RefSeq names its product zinc finger protein 705B (gene ZNF705B). Gene Ontology annotation, biological process: regulation of DNA-templated transcription. Gene Ontology annotation, cellular component: nucleus. The transcript has 8 exons. The record is from RefSeq and is a predicted model, not a curated record. Bases 358 to 1260 code for a protein of 300 amino acids. Lineage: Eukaryota; Metazoa; Chordata; Mammalia; Primates; Hominidae.